Molecule: messenger RNA, 3326 nt
Organism: Carassius gibelio (silver crucian carp)
Lineage: Eukaryota; Metazoa; Chordata; Actinopteri; Cypriniformes; Cyprinidae
Product: bromodomain-containing protein 2
Exons: 13
Coding region: 112-2634 (840 amino acids)
Biological process (GO): regulation of DNA-templated transcription; chromatin remodeling
Cellular component (GO): nucleus; chromatin
Source: RefSeq, a predicted model, not a curated record
AUUUGUUCGUUGGACUGUCCGGGGGUAGGUCGAUCAUAAUCAGUUGAAUAACAAUAAAACGGAAGCGAAAACACAGGAUUCCGCACCGUAAAACUACCCCGAUCCAUCCGAAUGGAUGCGGCCAUCAACCCGUCUCUUGACAGCAGCUCUGUGGGUCUAGGGCUGUCUGUCUUGGGCGGGAUGGAGCAGGGUUCAGGCAAGCGUAUUCGGAGACCCUCGCUGCUCUAUGAGGGCUUUGAGAGCCCGUCUCUGCCCCACGUGCCUCCAGCCGGACCCCAUCCGCCCCAGACAGACCGCAGCCGACAGGGACGCACCAAUCAGCUGCAGUUCCUCUACAAGGUCUUGGUGAAAGCGUUGUGGCGCCAUCAUUUCGCUUGGCCUUUCCAUGAACCUGUGGACGCGGUCCGACUCAACUUACCUAUUUGUAAGGCCCUAUACGUUUCAGUUCCAGCGAUAUUGGGAUCUCCAUAUGGCUCUGAGAGUAAAUUCACAACUCUAACCAACCGACCUUCAUAUCAUUCCAAAACGGACUACCAUAAGAUCAUCAAACAGCCGAUGGACAUGGGCUCAAUCAAGAAACGACUGGAGAGUAACUACUACCACAGCGCCAGCGAAUGUUUGCAGGACUUCAACACCAUGUUCACCAACUGUUACAUCUACAAUAAGCCUACAGAUGACAUUGUUUUGAUGGCACAGUCUCUGGAGAAGGUCUUCUUACAGAAGGUUGCCCAGAUGCCCCAGGAAGAGAUCGAGUUGCCCCCUCCUACCCCUAAAGGCAGAGGAGCAAAGACCAUCAAAGGACGUCGAAGCAGAGGAGGAGGAAGCGUAACAUUGGCUCACCAGGUGCCUGCCGUGUCGCAGUCAGCAUACUCUCCUUCCUCUCCCGACACGCCAGAUUCCCGGUUUUCCACCCCACCACAGACCCUGCUGAGCAACAGCGGCCCUCCUCCACCGCUGAUGACCCCACCACCCACCCAACCCACCGCAAAGAAGAAGGGUGUGAAGCGUAAAGCUGACACCACCACUCCCACCACACUCGGCUUCCCAGUGACCGCAGCUGCUCGGAUGGGAGGCAUGGGAAAAGGUCACGGAUUGACUGGAGAGAUGCCCCACUCUCUGAACGACCCCACACACCUCCAGCCCGUCUUGGGGCGACCGCUGUCCCGUCGUCCAAUUAAACCUCCACGUAAGGACCUGCCCGACUCAGUGCGGCCCCAUCAGCCCUCACGCCGGGGGAAACUAAGCAAGCAGCUUCGCUACUGCAGUGGCGUACUUAAAGAACUGCUGUGCAAAAAACACGCGGCGUACGCCUGGCCCUUCUACAAACCCGUGGACACAUCGACACUGGGCCUGCACGACUACAACGACAUCAUCAAACACCCCAUGGAUCUCAGCACCAUCAAGAGGAAGAUGGAUGAGCGUGAGUACAGAGAUGCCCAGCAGUUCAGCGCUGAUGUCAGACUCAUGUUCUCCAACUGCUACAAGUACAACCCACCUGAUCACGAUGUGGUCACCAUGGCACGAAAACUGCAGGACGUGUUUGAGUUCCGCUUCGCAAAAAUGCCUGACGAGGUUUCGGAGGAGGAGGAGUUGUCUCCCAUACCAUUAGGACGGAACAUGGGCAUGCUGGGAAUGCACCACUCCUCCUCUUCAUCGUCCUCUUCUUCCUCUUUGUCGUCCUCUUCCUCCUCGUCGGAGAGCGAGCCGAGCAGUGACAGCGAGCCGAGCAGCGACAGCAGCCCGAGCUCAGACAGCGAGGAGGAGAGAGCUCAACGCCUGGCCCAGCUGCAGGACCAGGUGUGUACUCAGCUCAGAGCGGUACAUGAGCAGCUGGCAGCCCUCUCCUCCGGCCCGAUCGUCAAACCUAAAAGGAAACGAGAGAAAAAGAAGGACAAGAAGAAGAAAAAGAAGCCAGAGAAACACAGAGGAAGUCGAAGUUUGAUGAGUGAUGAGCGGGACAAACCUUCCAAACUACCAAAAAGCAAAUCCAGCCAUGCUUCCCUGUCAUCUACACAGAGCAAGAAAGGCCCUGCGAAGAAAAGCAACAAGAACAAGAACGCAAAGAAAUCCUCCUCCUCUCUUUUCUCCGCGGCUGCUGCCGUCUGCUUGCCGCACUACGACUCUGAGGAGGAAGAGGACGGUCUUCCCAUGAGUUAUGACGACAAGCGGCAGCUCAGCCUGGACAUCAACAAGCUGCCCGGGGAGAAACUGGGCCGUGUGGUGCACAUCAUCCAGUCUCGGGAGCCCUCACUCCGCGACACCAACCCCGAGGAGAUCGAAAUCGAUUUUGAAACGCUGAAGCCGUCCACACUCCGUGAGCUGGAGCGAUAUGUGAUGACCUGCCUGCGCAAGAAGCCCCGCAAACCAUAUGUGGUGAAGAAGGGAGGAGGUGGGAAGAGCCGAGAGGAACUGGCUCUGGAGAAGAAGAGGGAGCUGGAGAGGAGGUUACAGGAUGUGAGCGGACAGCUGAACUCUGUCAAGAAACCCCAGAAACCCAAAGUGGAGAAGCCGAGCGGCGCAGAGCCUCACACCAUAACCUCACGUCUCAGCGCCAGCAGCUCCAGCACAGACUCUUCCUCAUCCUCAUCCUCCUCCUCUUCCUCAUCUGACACCAGUGAAGAGGACUCCAGGUGAAGAGGACUCUGGGAAGGCACAGGAAGUGGGCUCUCUGCAGCACACUGAAUCCAGGACCUAUGUUUACUAUAGUGUAAAAAAAAAUGCACAUACUAUGAAGGAUUUUUUUUCUUUUAUAAAGAAGACUUUUACCAGAAUGCCCAUAAUGGGAAAGAGUGCGUAAUCAUAACUACUUUUCUUAGUUGAUGAAAUAGCUUGUUGUUUUGUUCUGCUUCCAUUUUUACCAUUUAGAAACAUUUCUUACUACUUUUUGCAUUGCUUUAAAGAUCAGGGCCAGUAUUUAAAUCUCUUUGAGCGACCGAAACUUGCCUGAAGAUUUCUAAAGGACCUUUAAGGGGGAACGAAACUUUGCAUUUGCAUUGGCUUUAAAACGUUUAUUUGUCUGCGCCGCGAUGUACUGGACUGUUUUGUACACAGAGUUGUUCAAAAACUUUCCAUUCGUGAAAUGAAACCACUCUAAUUUGAUUUUGAUAUUGCUUUGAACUGUAAAAAAAUGUAUUUCAUUUUUAUUUUUUACAUGAUUGAAUCAAUGUCAAAUUCAAACACUCAUAAAUCUGUCUGAACAGGCAUCUGUAAAAAUUGUAGUAAAUAUAUUCAUUGAAAAGAACAGCCAUAAGGCCUCACUGGACCGGAGGAGAUUGUUCAUGAGCUCUAGAGAAAAGUUAUUAAAAGAAUUUGCAGUUUAAGUUGAA